GACAGCUGCGAGGUGGUCGGACCUCGAGCAGCGUCCGCGGGCUCCGGGGCGGGGGCUCGGGCGGUGAAGCCCCCUCCCCGGGGAGGCGGGGUCUGGGGGAGCCCCCCUUGCGGGGAGCGGCGGCGGCCGGGAACGAUGCAUCAGAAGCUGCUGAAGAGCGCGCAUUACAUCGAGCUGGGCAGCUACCAGUACUGGCCGGUGCUGGUGCCCCGCGGCAUCCGUCUCUACACCUACGAGCAGAUCCCCGUGUCCCUCAAGGACAAUCCUUACAUCACCGACGGCUACCGGGCCUACCUGCCUUCCAGGCUGUGUAUCAAAAGUUUGUUUAUUUUAUCUAAUGAGACGGUAAACAUCUGGAGUCAUUUGCUGGGUUUCUUUCUCUUCUUCACAUUGGGAAUAUAUGACAUGACAUCUGUGUUACCUUCCGCAAGUGCGUCCAGAGAAGAUUUUGUAAUUUGUUCUAUUUGUCUUUUCUGCUUCCAGGUCUGUAUGCUUUGCUCCGUGGGCUAUCAUCUUUUUUCCUGCCAUCGGUCAGAAAAAACCUGUCGAAGAUGGAUGGCAUUAGAUUAUGCAGGAAUUUCUAUUGGAAUACUGGGCUGCUACGUCUCAGGAGUAUUUUAUGCAUUUUAUUGUAAUAAUUAUUGGCGUCAAGUAUACUUGAUUACAGUGCUUGCCAUGAUCCUGGCAGUGUUCUUUGCUCAGAUUCAUCCCAAUUACCUUACACAGCAAUGGCAGAGACUCCGUUCUAUCAUCUUUUGUUCUGUUUCGGGAUAUGGAGUGAUCCCUACUCUUCACUGGGUUUGGCUCAACGGAGGAGUCGGUGCUCCUAUCGUACAGGACUUUGCACCUCGUGUAAUUGUGAUGUACGUGAUUGCUCUUCUUGCUUUUCUGUUCUACAUUUCCAAAGUUCCAGAAAGGUACUUUCCAGGACAACUCAACUACCUCGGAUCAAGCCACCAAAUAUGGCAUAUCCUUGCAGUAGUGAUGUUGUAUUGGUGGCAUCAGUCAACUGUGUAUGUCAUGCAGUACAGACACACCAAGCCUUGUCCUGACUAUGUUUCACAUUUGUGAAUUCAGGUAUGGCUGCCUGCUGUAUUCAGCUGUGAAGCAAUAUUUUGAUGGGGAGUUGUAUACCCCACUAUUUCUAAGAUUCCUGUUUUUUUUUUUUCCCCCUUAUUUAAUGUAUCAUGAAUAAUAUUUUAUAAAAAUGGAAAAGAUGUAUUUGAGGGUCUGUAAUAACUUUUACAGGCCCUUAAAACUACUCAUUUGCUGCUUGUACAGAAAAUGAAAAUUAGUUGUCAUUCAUAAGAAACGUUUGAAUAACGGCAAUGAAUGUUAAACCAUUGUAGAGAUAGGAUUCAUUUUACUUAACACCAGCUUAAUUUCCUUAGGAAGGGCUCAUCUCCAUUAGGAAAUGGAGUCAUCCUGUGAGACUUCAAUGGAAGAAUUUUUUAGUAGAUGAUCAAGUGUAAGUGCCUGAUGAAGGCAAGGGAUGCUACAAGCUACUAUUGUGAUUUUGAAUAAUCACUAGCCUUUAAAUACAUGCUUUGUGAGAAACUGGCACUUAGACAUUAUUUUCUUUAGCUGUAGGCUUUCCCCUCUCUAGGAACAUUGGAUUUUUUAGUUUGCCAGAACAGAAAUUUUAAACUUCUACUACUUUUAGAAAGGUGUUGAGAAGAACCUACAUUGUCAUCUUCUACCAGAUAAGAAUCACAGUAGAAACUGAUUACAUGAUUAGGUGACAAAUUUUGUGGUAUAACUAGGUUAUUAGCCACCUAGGCUUUUUAAUUCCAUAUCUAGACACUGGAUUCUUACAAGUGGGUUGCAGACUUUUUUGGUUCCAAAAAUUCCCAUAGCAUAAGAGCUUUCACCUCUGAGUUCGCAGUCCUAAAUUUUGUGGGUGUAUGGGUGCUACGGAAACCCUGGUCGCAUAGUGGUUAAGAGCUACAGCUGCUAACCAAAGGGUUAGCAGUUUCAAUCUGCCAGGCGCCCCUUGGAAACUCUAUGGGGCAGUUCUAUUUUGUCCUGUAGGGCCGCUAUGAGUCGGGAUCGACUCGAUAGAACUGGGUUUGGUGUUUUGGUUUUAUGGGUGCUACUUUCAAGGCCAUAGAAUCCAGAUGGCCCAGUCUUGAGACUGAAAAGAACCUUAAGCCUUAGAACAAAGUCAUGCAGAUGCCCCAUUUGAUGAUGUGCUUAUUCACUUUGGCUCUAGUCCUCCUCAGUUUGCACAUGUUAUUAGCAUUGCAUUGAUAACUCAUAAGAGUAUUGAUAUACACUAGCUAAUAUCUGGAACCUGACUUACGAGAUUUGGUCUUUAUUGUAUAUAUCUCACUGCCCUAUCAUACAACAUAACCCUCUUUUUCUUUGGUCUUUUUGUAUGCGUUAAUGAAGUCCUUUAAAGCAGAAGUCCAUAAAAACUUAUGUUGUUCACUGGAAUAUAAACUAUUACCCAAGUUUCUUAAUGAGUUGACAUGAGCUAUGGUAAUUACUGGCAUAUUUUCAGAACAUUAGCAUUACUAAAUUUCAGAAAUAGUGUUAAUUGAUGGUGAAGCUUAUUCCCAAAAUGCCUUUCAUGUCUCUCUUAAUAGGAAAGUUAUUUUAACGUGCUUCAGUUUAUGCAUCUGUAAAAUUUUGUAUUUGUUUUCAGUAUAGUGUUUCUUGAAUGUAAAUUCCCCACGCUAAUAUCUCAGCAAGGAGAAUUUUCCCCCAGUAGGCUUAGCAAGGGCACACUGUGUUGUACCCUUUCUUUUGAUGGAAUGCUACUUUGAAAAUGGCGAUUUUAUUUCAUAAGGCCACACAUUGGGUCCUGAGGCUAAGUGAUUAGAGUAGAUUUUGGUGUAACAAUAAUAGGUUGUAUUUCCUCUGAAACUACUUGUUGACUUAUAUGUUACUGCACUUAAAUAGAUAUUUUGCCAUAUUGGCCAAACAAAAUACACUGAGUAGUUAUUUUUAAAAUAAGGGAAAAGUCUACUACUUUUAGGUCUGGAACCAUUUUUUAUUGUAACGUCUUCUCAAAAUAAAAAUAUAUGAACAUUGUUUCUUUUUUUAACUUUUAGAAAUAUUUUUUCUUAUAGUGUAUUAUUUAAUUCUUGCCAUCUGAAUUAAGAGGUAAAAAGAGCAUAUUGUAUUUUUUAUUUUAAGAAUCUCUCUUUGAAUUUCAAAGGCAUACAGGUCUGACUUGUACAGAAUUAUACUGUGUAAACAUUUUAACAUCCCUCUUAUGAAAACGUUAAAUAUUGUAAGGAAGCUAUGCUCUCUCAUUCUUAUCUUUACUGUUAUGUAUUUAUUAUAAAGUAGGGAAUGAAAGAAUUUGGACUGCUGUCAACUAUAAGCACUUCUGUAAGUCAGCACUUACUGACCAUCUACUGUGUGCAGAGCACUACUGGCAAAAAUUUUAAGACAUUGUUAACAUUAAAGCAUAACUAUUUAAAAUCUGCCCACAAAUCUGAGCCUUGUAAUAAUGUGUACUUGUUAUUUUUGUUUUUAUAGAUUUGUUAUUAAAACAAGAUUAAAAGUACAUUAUUCAGCUAUAACAUUAAAAAAGACUGGUUUGAAUUUUACCAAUGUGUAAACUAUAAAAGCUCUUUACUUACAGACUUUAAAAAGUACAUUUUAAAAUUAUUCAUGGCUAUUUUAAAUUGUCUAUAGUGAUUUAUAGGGUUGUAGUUCUAUCAUUUGUUUAGUUAUAUCAUUUAAGAAACAAUUAUCUUUUUAUAUAAAACCAUUUUCGAAUAGCAAGAAUGUGCUUGUCUUUUGUUAUUAUAAUGAGUGCAAUUCAAUAAGCUGCAUGGCAAAAUAUGUAUUAUGUAAAUAAACUGGGUUUACUAAAUAUAUUAAGUGUAUUGUCGUUCUUUAUAAUAUAUAACAGCUUUAAAAUCAUGACUGAAGAUUCAGGGAAUAUCUGUCACAUCUUACGGCAUCCCACCUGGACCAAGUAACUGAUUUGAAGAUUCUGAUUGACUGGCAUAAAGCUGUACACCUCUCCAUUUGGCAGGUACCUUUCUUUGCCCUACGUUAAAUGCCAAGGGGCAGAGGCUGUACUUCUGUAUCCUUGCCGGCUGCUGAGCUGGUUAUCCUGAUUAAUUCCACCCUGCCAAAGUGUGUUUGGUACAAACGUAAGUGAAGAGAAUCAGCUUAAAGAUCAGGGGAGAGGCAAAUGUAGUAUCACAUCGGUUGUGCUGAUACAGAAAGAGGUAUACAGUUACGCACCAAGGUUCCCUUAAGUGCCGCAUCAUACUUCCCAUGUAGGAUAGCGAGGGAACGACCCAGAGCUGAAACCGCCUUUAGGAAACAUUUUCAGAAGGGAGAGGACAGUAUCAGCAGUAGGGGUUUCCUGCAAAAAGUAAAACUUCCAUCCUUAAGAGGGCUGAAAUGAACAGCCAUUGAGGUUCCAGGCCUACUCUAUAAAUCUGGGAUCAAAAAUACCACAUAACACACCUGUAGUUCAAUAGUGCCCACCACCUUAAAGCAAAAUUGGCCUUUUUAAAUAUGCAUUAAUUAGUAAAACCUGAAAAGCUUAUGCCCUCGAUAUAAAAAUACUGUUAACCACAUGUUAUAUAUGAUGCCUGAACUGGACUUCCUUAAAAGGAUCAGCUAUUCAAAAUAAAUAGCUCAAAUUGCAGCAUAUAUUCUUCUCUAGAUCAGUUAGCUAUAACUGAUUUUGAACAAUGAUACAUUCCACAGUUUAAUAUAGAUUUGUAAAAUUUGUUAUUAGAUUAGGAAUCAACAGUUCUAAUCAUUUGUGAUAUUUUGCUGCUUUGUACCAUUCAUUAAAAAAAUACAAAGCCCUUAUUUUUCCCCAUAACUUUAGAUAGCUGUUACUACUUCAAAAAGUAUGUUCAUUUAUAACAAACAAGAUGGGUCUCUCCACAGGCCACAAAUCUAAAAAUCUAGUUUGUUUCAAUCUGAUGAAUAGGUUUUCUCUUUAAUACGUCAGUCUUUUCUGAUAUGAUCAAGAAUUAAAGUAUUUUAACAAAAUUCAGUUAUGUUACCAGUUUUUAAAGAGUAGGAAAAUAAAUUAUAUAAUGUUAAUAAAAAAAAAAAAAUCCACUGCCAUCAAGUCGAUUGCAACUCCUAGUGACCCUAUAGGACAGAGUAGAACUGCCCCAUAAGGUUUACAAGG
This is a messenger RNA of Loxodonta africana (African savanna elephant), 5122 nucleotides long. It is a transcript of the gene PAQR3, whose product is annotated as progestin and adipoQ receptor family member 3. Gene Ontology annotation, cellular component: membrane. Gene Ontology annotation, molecular function: signaling receptor activity. Lineage: Eukaryota; Metazoa; Chordata; Mammalia; Proboscidea; Elephantidae. The transcript is spliced from 6 exons. The record is from RefSeq and is a predicted model, not a curated record. Bases 136 to 1071 code for a protein of 311 amino acids.